Musa acuminata subsp. malaccensis (wild Malaysian banana) is the source of this 1234-nucleotide messenger RNA. Its product is annotated as transcription factor bHLH128. Gene Ontology annotation, cellular component: nucleus. The record is from RefSeq and is a predicted model, not a curated record. Gene Ontology annotation, biological process: regulation of transcription by RNA polymerase II. Gene Ontology annotation, molecular function: protein dimerization activity; RNA polymerase II cis-regulatory region sequence-specific DNA binding; DNA-binding transcription factor activity, RNA polymerase II-specific. NCBI's taxonomy places the organism in Eukaryota, Viridiplantae, Streptophyta, Magnoliopsida, Zingiberales, Musaceae.
GCUACUGCUACUACUGCUUCUUCUUCGGCGAAGCGCAAGCCAAAGGCGGCGUUUUGAUCGCUUUGCUUGCUUCGAUUGCGCGAGAUGAACCGAUCGCCGACGGACGGGAACGAGCUGGAGGCGUCGGGGCUCGGGCUUUCCCGGUACGGCUCGGAUCCCGGGUCGCUGCUCGCCGGGGUCGCGUCGGAAGGGGGGGGGAUCAGCCGGUUCGCGCCCGCCGGGGAGGACUCUUCGUCGAGCUGCCGCGGCUCGGACCGGGGGCCGCGGGGACCGUACGAGCCGGAUGAGGUACACGCGGCAGUGGAUCUCGCCGCGAAGGUCGGCGGCGGGCCGGCCUUGGUCCGCCACAGUAGCUCGCCCGCGGGGUUCUUCUCUCGUCUCUUAAUGGAUCACGGUCUAUCUUCCCCUAGUGGAAUUGGAAGUUACUCUCGGACCGGCAAUGGUGGUGCGCACACAGUGGCAAGUAGAAGGUUGAGGUCCCAGUGGAGCUUUUCAAGGAAGGACACACUCUCACAUAUCUCUGAAAUGAGCAUUCCAGAGAUAGGAGAGGAUGUCGACUGUGACAGCAGCUCAGACGAGGCAACCGCACACGUCGAACAAUCUUUUAUCUCUGGCAAUUUUCAGUUAAGCUCAUGGGAUGAUAGCAAUUCAAUCAUGUUUUCUGCUCCUCACAAGCGAACUAAAGGCAACAACGGGGAUAUACUCACCAGUUUGAGUAACACCGACUCUCAGUUUAACCUAUCAAAGAAUUCAUUAGAGGUGUCAAGCAUCGAGAAGUACCUCCAGCUUCAGCAAGACUCGGUCCCUUGUAGAGUACGAGCCAAGCGUGGCUGUGCAACCCAUCCCCGAAGCAUUGCUGAGAGGGAAAGGAGAACAAGAAUUAGCAAAAGAUUGCAGAAGCUGCACAAUCUUGUGCCCAAUAUGGACAAGCAAACAAGCACAUCAGACAUGUUAGAGUUGGCAAUACAGUACAUCAAAGAACUGCAAAGCCAAGUCCAGAAACUUAAACAAGAACAAGAAGAUUGCAUAUGCACAAGCAGGCAAGAGAAGGCUUGAAACUCUGUCUCAUUCUUGUGUAUAUAACAUGAUGGUUUGCUGUUAUUGUUGUUGCAUUAAGAUCAGAAGAAUGGUCUUUAAUCUUUUGUGUUUGCAAGAGCAUGUAAAAGAGGUUUGUAGUUGUUCCUAUAUUUUUUCUUGAUCAUCUUAUAAAUUAGGGAUUGAAAUUGUGGGAAUC